GAAACCCCUCCUUUCCCUCCGCGAACAAACAAGUAAAGGAUACAACACUGACGAGAGCUUUUUUCCUGGUAACACACAAAGAAACAGUCAGCCAUUCCCCAUAAGAGCUAAAGCAAUCAUGAACAGCGUGAAGGGCCUAUUGAGGAACACCAUGGAGGACCUCUGCGAAAAAGACCUAAAGAAGAUGAAGCACCUUUUGAGAGAUGAUGGCAAGAUUAUGUGGAGUAAGCUUGAGCAUGCUGACGGGGAUGACAUUGUAGAUUUAAUAGUGGAAGUAUACACAGAGGAAAAGUCUGUGGAGACUGUGAUUAAUAAGCUGAAACAUAUGAACCUGAACCAAAAGGUGGAAGACCUGCAGAAACACCUUGCAGAUGUCAAAGCUGAAAGCCCUGCCUCCCAAUCUGUUGAUUCCACUGUUCCCACUACAGAGAGAGGUUUCCUGGUUGGGGACAGAGUUCGAGUGAGGGCCUCAGUUGUGGAACCGAAACACAAGUGGGGAAAUGUCACUCACAGUAGCGUGGGAGUGGUCAAAGCUUUCAAGCCCAGUGGACUAAUGCUGGUGGACUUUCCUGGAAAACCUGGGUGGACGGCUGAGCCCUCUGAAAUGGAAUUACAAGGUUUUGUGGUUGGAGACAGAGUCCGGGUGAAGACCACAGUUAAAGAACCGAAACACAAGUGGGGAUCUGUCACUCACAGCAGUGUUGGCGUGGUUAAAGAUUUCAUUCCUAAUGGGCAGAUGCUGGUGGACUUCCCUGGACACUCUGCAUGGAGGGCAGACCCCUCUGAAAUGGAGUAUCAAGGUUUCAUGGUGGGGGACAGAGUCCGAGUGAAGGCCUCAGUUGAGGAACCGAAAUACAAGUGGGGAGCUGUCACUCACAGCAGUGUGGGUGUGUUCAAAGCAUUCACCCAAAAUGGCCUGAUGCUAGUGGAUUUCCCCGGGGUGACUGGGUGGACAGCAGAUCCUGCUGACAUGGAGCUGCUGGGUAGGUCCAGUGUUCCUAAUCAUUAUAGAAUAAUCGAUUAUUACUGA
Molecule: messenger RNA, 1030 nt
Organism: Engraulis encrasicolus (European anchovy)
Lineage: Eukaryota; Metazoa; Chordata; Actinopteri; Clupeiformes; Engraulidae
Exons: 9
Coding region: 119-1030 (303 amino acids)
Biological process (GO): abscisic acid-activated signaling pathway; defense response; protein ubiquitination
Molecular function (GO): ubiquitin-protein transferase activity
Source: RefSeq, a predicted model, not a curated record